Lynx canadensis (Canada lynx) is the source of this 818-nucleotide messenger RNA. RefSeq names its product receptor-type tyrosine-protein phosphatase-like N. The transcript is spliced from 5 exons. The coding region runs from base 3 to 377 and encodes 124 amino acids. Gene Ontology annotation, cellular component: endoplasmic reticulum. The record is from RefSeq and is a predicted model, not a curated record. NCBI's taxonomy places the organism in Eukaryota, Metazoa, Chordata, Mammalia, Carnivora, Felidae.
CCAUGCAGCAGCGGGCGCGGCGAGCGCGGGGGGCCCGGGGACCUGCGGGGAUGCGUCUGAUGCUUUGCUUCCUGCUGUUGAGCAGCUGCCCUGGGGGCUGGGACGCCAUUAGUCCCCACGGCUGUCUCUUUGCCCGAAGACUCUGCUCUUACCUGGAAGUCUGUGCCAAGGAGGGACAGCCCCAGGUGGGCAUGCAGCCACCCAGGUCCCGGCAAGGAGUCGUCAAGCUGGUCUUCCGAUACUGGCAAGAUGUGCUUCAGUGGCUCAUGCCUCAAGGACUGUUCUGGAAGGAUGAUGUCACUCAAGAUGUAAAGACCCAGAAGAUGGAGCACAUGCCCAGGCUUCACACCUCAGAGACCUACAUGAGGGAUGGGUAGACAGCCUUUCCCACCAAAACCACCACGCUGAGAGCCCAGUGACCAAGGUGAACAAGGAACAAUGCUUGAACUCUAGAAUGGUUUCGGAGGUCCUGAACCAAGCAAGAGAUGACCAACCACAGCAAGGCCCCACGGCAGGUGAAGGCCUGCCCUUGUCCAGGAACACUGAGCCCACCAAAGGUCUGUUUACAGAGGGAGACAGGGUGAAGGAGGGGAUAGACAUUGGUUGAUAAGGAAUGAUUUCACUGAGACUGAUGGAGAACCUUCUGGAAGAGAGGGCCUGGAGGAUGGAAAAGAACAGAGCCAGCCCAAUCUUCACCCUGCCACUGCCCAGCCGUGACCUUGGACACAUUACCUAGGCUCUUCAAGUCCCUUCUUCCACAUCUGUAAAAUGAGAAUGGUAAUAAAGACGACCCUUCUGGUGUUGCUGUGUGGAUCAAA